Messenger RNA from Spirometra erinaceieuropaei, 15587 nucleotides. The record is from the annotation of a GenBank genome assembly. NCBI's taxonomy places the organism in Eukaryota, Metazoa, Platyhelminthes, Cestoda, Diphyllobothriidea, Diphyllobothriidae.
AUGGGCCUAUUCGGCUACACGCGCAUCCACGAGAGCGGCAUUGACCGCACUCUCGACACACCCACCAAAUCCAACACAUCCACUGUGCACACCCCCACUCUCGCUCCAUCCGUCUGCUCCAUCACCACCCCCACCACCUCUUCUACAGCUGACACCGACACCGCCGAUUUCUCAUGCCCACACUGUCCACGCACAUUCACCUCACGCAUCGGCCUGGUCGGUCACUUGCGAAUCCAGCGCACAGAGACCGGAGAACCAGUGCCUGGAGCACCAACCUACACCCACCAAGCUCGUCUCAACUGCCCACACUGUCCUCGCACUUUCAGGCACCGCAUGGGCCUAUUCGGCCACAUGCGCAUCCACGACGACCUGCGGUAGACAACCGCCGGUUACACCACACAUCCACACACUCCCUACCCUCAUCCACCAUCACCAACACACAUCAACACUCACCCAACGCAUGCACCAACUGCCCCCUCCCACGCAAAUGGGAAGUGUGCAUCUCGACUCGGUCCCCAUGCGGCUUCGGCCGCACGGGUGAUUUGAGUCCGAGACUAUCCCGACACGUCAAGCGUCGUGGAUAGGAAGGUUGCUGAUUGACGCCAGCUCUCGGCUCACGCAGUUCGUGGCGUUCUGUGUGUGUUGUGUGGAGUGGCGGACUGGUGGGCUGGGGACGGGCUGAAACAGCACCUUCCACGGCCCUCUCACGCAAGUGAGAGACACGCCGUUCAACCCCCGUUGUGUGAAAUCCUGGUGUCUGUUUGUGUACGGGGGCCAGGUCGUGCUGUGGCGCACGCAGGCAUGGUCAGUCGACCGUGUAAGCCGCCGCGCCCAUUUCCCACUCCAGUCUGCUGACCAGCUUGGACAGCGGCUGGGGUGUGGGGAUGGGAAGGGAGAGUGAGGUCGACGACUCGGCGCACUUCCUCCUCACUAUAAACAAUCUGAGGCGCUUGAAGCUAUCACGGUGAGCUAAAAGCCGUGGAUUGGAAGGUUACCAACUGACGGGGUACCUUGGACCUCCUCCUUUACUGGAGGCGGUCUGAGAGUCAGGCUGCAAUGGCUCCUUUUUAAUGUGGCCAUUAUGGCAUUCUCACCACUUCGUGGGAUCCGAGCCAGGCGUUGGCGGCACGCCCAGGUGCGGCUUCGGCCGUGCCAGCCUCCAAAUCUCUGUCGCGUUGAUUGAAAUCGUGGUUAUUGUUGUGUGGAUCAGGGGGUGUGGUGGAACGCCAAGGUUAGGAUCCGUCCGAGCCAUCCAUCUGCGGCCUCUCUCGUCUCCGGUCUUCUUGACUCUGUCUUGACACCGGGCCCAGGCGGGGGAGGAGGAGAGAGUGUAGGUAGAUGCCACGCAAGUCUACUGGCACUAUAAACCCCUGCGCAAGUCACCGUCCCUGCUUCCACCGCUGCUGCAGCUGUGGGGCACACGGUGGACAUCAUCGAAAUCGAUGGUCGAACUGUCGUGUCGGUUCUACGCGGACAAUUUGGGAACGGCCGAUGAGGAAAUUUUCGAUCCAUUUGAGAAGUUCGCCGCUGAUGCCUAUUAUUCUCAACUUGCACAGGAGACGUUGAUGCGGAACACUGUCGAACGCCUUCCGGAAACUAAUAUAGGCCACAUGCACAAUGUGUUUUGCGUCCAGUGCUCUUAUCCAAAUUUGCAUUUUAUAUAGCAAGUUCGUUAUGCAUGAUCUUCCCCUACGGAAACCGCAUUGCGCAUUGGACAAAAGGUUGUUGGUUUCCAAAUAAGUCAUCAAAUCCCUUUUGGUGGUUUUCUCCAUCACUUUGCAGGAGACUAAUAUCAGACUGACGAGUCUGUAGUUUGUCGCAUGAGUACGACUACCGCUUUUGUAAAGGGGUGUAAUGCAGGCCGUCUUCUGGUCUGUGGGAAGGAUUCCAACAUCAAACGAUUUAUGGCACAGAAAGGACAGUGGUCUGGCCAGCUGUUGGCCAGCUCAAAGAGCAGCUUUACUGGGAUCUCAUCCGGACCGGGAGAUUUACAUUCAUUCAAGCUUUUUAGUUCUUCCAAAUUCGCUUCUCCUCGAAACACAAUAUUUUCAAUAGCACGGUCUCACCUGUUCUCCGAAAAUAAAUGGAAUAAAGUCUGCUCCAUUUGUGAAACGGAUUGGAAAAACUGAGGAAAAUGUUCAGCUUUAUUUGUACCGUCCGAUAUCUCCAGACCGUCAUUAUUCCUCAUGACAGGAAUUUGAUUCCUGUAACGGGUGUUCGCCGCAAAUAGCUGUCGAGAAAUUUCGGAUUUUUUACGGCUCGGUGGAGCCAAUUACUCUCGAAAUCCCAUCGCCUCCUGAAAAUCAGACUUUCUACCUUAUUUCUUUGAUCUUUAUACUCUGUGAACGCUGCAUUGUUGGUGUUUUUGCGAAACUACUUCCACAACCUUCCUUUUUUGUUAAUCUCCUUUUUGAGUUCUCGUGUAAGCCACUGAAGGCGGUUGGAUGUCCUAGGCUUUGAUAAGGGACAGUGGCUAUUCAUUAAGUGCAACAACCGAUCCUUGAAUAAAUUCCAAUCUUCGUUAACGUUUCCGGAGAAGAGAACAUCCCAGUCUAUUUAUGAUGCCUCAGCUCUCAUUUGGCAAAAGUCCCCUUUCCAUAUAUUUAGCCUCGUAUCGUCUUUUGUAUACGGUUAAGAGUGCAGUUCGUAGUCCCAUAAAAGUACUGCGUGAUCACUUCGGCCGAGCGAAGGUAGACAAUACACUUAUGUCAAACUGUCAGGAUUUUUGGUGAAGACAAGUCCCAGACAACUGGCCUGUUGCCCUCCACGCGAUCUAGUUGAGAACAGGACAUCUUGCGUGAGAAGAGCUUCUAGGCUUGUCCUUAGUUGACGGUAAUCGAAGGCAUUCUUCAAGCACUUAGAAUGCGUAUCGCUCCAUUGAAUACAGGGUGCAUUAAAAUCCGCAUGAGAACAACGUCUGGUCGACCGGCGAUCUCUUUUAUGCUUUCUUGUAGACAAGUAUCUGGGUCGGGAUCUGACUGCGGGGGCGGCUAGAUAGUUACGAAUUCGAGGGUCUGAGACCCCCGCACCAUUAUAGUCAGCCAAAUUGUUUCUGUGUCAUCGGAAAUGUUGUCGGCCCUCACACGCUCUUUAUUCGCUCUUGAAAUGCCUGGCAACUCCUCCACCCCGACGGCCUCUGCUGUCUCUCCUAAACAAUUGGUAUCCUGUUAGUGCUACCUCGCAAUCACUUACGUUCUCUGACAGACAAGUUUUUGUUAUUGCUAUAACAUCCGGAGGGGUAUCGGCUACCUGUAUUCUCAGUUCUUCAAGCUUGGAAAAUAGACUCUGAGCAUUAGUGUAAGGGAAGUUAUGUUUGCAACAUUUGACAGUGCUUCGCUCGAUUUGUCACGGGUUUGCUAAUAUUAUGUUGCUGCCGCCAUCAUGAUGACUGGCUGGUUCCAGAGGUGAUAAAGCAUGUUUAUUUGUAUAACUGAAACCUAGAUCCUUUUUGGUUAAGCAUUCUGAAAGUGGUUUAUUCUAAAAAAAUAUAGGACCAGAAUGUUUGGCAGGACCAAAGGACAUGAAUCUACACUUGGACGAUGACAACUCUAUCUUCCAUGUUGAACUCCAUCUGUUUAAGCGUAGUAAAUCGACAAUAAUUUCUUCAACGCAAACAUUUGCGGUGCCCUUAGAAUAUGAGUAAAAACACUUGAGGUCAUCGGCAUAAAUAAAAGUUUGCGAAUUUCCGAGGUUAGUCGAUAUAUCAUUAAUGUAAAGAAGGAAGAGAAGCGGCCUGUAGUGGAAAGCCACAGUGGCAACGUCGCGCCUCUCGUUAGCGCCUGCACCUACGCCCUGGCGACAGCCUGCUAUGGCACGCCCGUCUGCCCGGCUUCGAUUUGUCUCGGUGCAAUUCACUGUCCGCCCCACGCACCUGGUCGAUUCUCUGCCUGCACCAUGCGAGGUUCGUCACUACCCUUGCAGUCGAUCAACGUAACCUCCUCUCGCUGAUUGGUACACUGGCGGAAACAGCCCAGAAUACUAGCGUAAACAAUCUGCCACGUCAAUUUUGCAGCGGCGGCCUUCGGCGAAACACGGCUCGUCGCUCUCACGGACGUCGCCUACGAGACGCCGGACGCAUCGUCGUCCGGUUGCCACCUUCCCUUUAUUAUUCUGUACAGAACAAAUAAAUCAUUUUCCUCUUCAACUGGCGUUCCGCUUCUCCCAACAUGGGAUAUGGCCUGAAGUUGUGGCGUACUGAGCGUACACCAUCACCGCUUAGCCGCUAUAGGACCCAGAAACGUGCCUUGAAGUACGCCACUAGUGAUCUAGUGAGACGUAAAGUAGAUAUUAGCGAUCAUGAGUUUCUGAUAUCCUUUGGAUAUAUAGGACUGGAUGAAGUCGAGUAGAGUAGGCCGGAUGCCGAGAGCUUCCAAUUUUGUCAAAACGCGUCUAUAGGGCACCUCAUCGAGGGCUUUGCUAAGAUCAAAUAAUACAGCUAUCACUGAAUGCUGUUCAUUACGAAGAGAAGUAAUUAGAUUAAGAAAUGUCAUGUGGCGAGUUUUUCAAGAUCGUUCGGUAAAAAUCCAUAUUGAUUGGAGUUAAGAAGCCGGUUAGAUAGACAGGCGCCGAGAAUUUCAUUGAAAAUAAUCCUUUCAAGAUGUUUUGAGAGAGACGGUGUUUUGUGCACGCCCCGAUAUUUUUAACAUCGGAUCGAGAUCCAGACAUGGAGGUAGGGAUGAUAACUGACGUCUUCAUGCUUCAGAAAAGAAUCUUUUUGAAAUAUAAACCGAGUGUAUAAUUCCUGGUAAAUUGAGUCACGCGCAUAAGCCGAAACAGAUUCCGGUGUAUAUACGGUACUAUUGAUAGAAUAAGGUAAUAUUGAAAAACGUACAAACCUCAACAAUGGAUACCCUAGACAAAGCACUCCUUUGUUACUGUUCGAGCAAAUCCAAUUCCCAACUCAGGGUCAGAACACAAAAACUAUUUGAUUAAAAUAACGCCGAUCACGCUCGAAAGAGGGUUACAAAAAGGGUGAAGGGGUCUGUCAACAGGGGUCAAGUGCGGAAGCACUUGCGAGGAGGGGUUGGAGAAUUCCAAGCGUUAACCAGAUGGAUACAACACCGAGAAUAAAUGAUAAAGCAGUAUGGAAAGAUCUGAUGCCUGUUUGAUAAUCGAAUUUGGAAUCCCGUCCGUUCUCGAGCAGUGUAAGUUUGCCAAACGACUUAUGACUUUCUUUACGGAGAUCUGAGGUGACAUCGAUUGUACUCAGUGUCCUAUCUGAAAGCGAAGGAAAGAAACUGACCGGUCCGGACUCACUUGUAAGGUGUUUUUCAAAGAAGGCACCAGACAACUCCGCCUUGUCAGUGUCAUCGAUGAGGAAGACUUUGUUAUCAUUUAACAGGGGUGGAAGUUCGUGACCACUCUUAGAGGAGGACCGAUGAUGGAAGAUGUUAGCGACGGAUUUGUCAGAGUUCGAAUCACUGAGGGCAAGUGAUUCUCUUUGCCUGUCGCGCGCUUGGCGCAUCCUUGAGGCCAUCUCAAAAAUCUUUGUGAUUCUAAGACGAACUGAUAAGGAACUAGUGGAUGGGUCACGCAGCUGCCGUCUCAACCUUUUUAGUCUGUUCGAAAGAAAAUGAGGAACAAGGGAAUCUGAGGAAUUAGGCUUGAGAUAUCUACGCGUCACAAACUGUAGGAUGUCUUUGGAAACAUUGGAUAUGACAUCAGAAGAGUGGUUGCAUCGCUACGGGAGAGGAAGCCACACCAAUCCAAUGAUCUAAUAUAUCUAGUUAUUAAGUCGUCAUUUACGCAAUCGUAGUUUAGGUAAGUCCGAACCGUGUUGGACUUUUUUGAAAUUGCAAGCGGUAAGCAACAAUGAAUUAUUACGUGGUCACUGUCAAAGAGGUCCUUUUCGAGAGCAAUGAAAAGAGGGGCAAUGUCAUCGGUAAAGAUUAGAUGCAAAUCGUAGUUAUCUCUUGUUGGAGAGAGCACAAGUUGGGACCAGUUGGCAGAAUUGAAAAUAUCUUGAAAGGGCUGAAACAGGGCGGCUGGGGCCUAAGUUACAUGAUGUAUUCAGCAUUCAGUAUUCAGUAUAUAUAAGGUAAAUAGGCAUGGCCUUUGAAAACCCUAUUUACAGACAUAGACUGUAUUGCGACACUUAAGCCCCACCAAAUAUGUACAAACCAAUGCUUUGGGCAACGCUCCAGACGAUUGAAAUUUUUGAGUUAGUGUAUGCCUGAGUAGUCUAUAACUCAUGACACGCUUAUAGCCAAAGUCAUUUAUAUUCCCCUAGGAAGUUGUAUGAAACACGUAAAACUGCGGAUGGUUCUACGCUCUCACCUAGUCUCAUAGGCGGUCGGGCUCUUUCAGCGGGCUUCUUCUAUGGUUAGUGCAAUAAAUCGCACUCUGCGAUAAUUCGAGAUCAAGUUCGUCCGCACUGCCAGUUACGCGACCUUGAUCUUUCGUUCGUCACGACGCCAGAAGACCUACUUCCUGGUGUUUAAGGAACUUCUGUAGUGGGCAGCCGUCAUGACCUGUCUGGCGUCAUUGUUCAAGAGCUUACUGCUCCAAGGUCAUUUACCCUUUUGCAGUAAGCACUUCAAGACGCGCUGACCUGAAGUCACUUGACUGGCAGCUCCGGCAUACAUGCGUCCGCAUAGCCGCAGCUGCCUGCACCUCCCCCGCUGGGACACCAUCCCUUGACAAAUGCAACACACUGACUGGACAACACUUGAGCUUGAACCACGAGCAUACAAAAGCAGCUGCCACUAGUGUCCCAGAGACCCUCAGGCAUGACUGGACGCAGUCAACAACAACCCUGUCUUCGCCAGAGGUCCCUGCCGCCUGAGAGGGCAACUCUGUGCUCUGGGCACGAUAAACCCCUUAAUCUAGUGUCUUUUUUCUUCUCCUGCCAACAUAGGAUUUGCCCUGAUUAUGGAGGUGCAAAGACCACCCACUCACACCGCUUUUUCAGUAUAAUUCAGUAUAAAUGAGGGAUAGAGGCAGAGCCUUUGAAAACCCUAUUUACAGAUAGACGUAUGAAAAAACCUGUAGAUAUUUACAUAGCAGUUAUGUCAGUCAUUGAUAUCAUGUAAAUUUUUGACCAUCAAGCAUAAAUUAACCAGUCUUCUUUAGAAAGUCUCGACGUUUUUCGCUAAGACAACGGAGUUUGGCAAUUUGUUCCAUCCCUCAACCAGCCGGUGGGAGAAGAAUUUGGCUUGCAAAUCGAGUAUGGAAUAUUUGGUCUUCAAUUUGUAUUGAUGCCCUCGAAGAUUUGUCUUCCGCGCCGGUUCGAAGGAAUCGUCAAACUGAAGAGCACAGUCUGGCCCUCGGACGAUCCUGAAGGCCAUGAUCAUAUCCCUUCUGUCUUGUCCAUAAGAGAGGAAAUAUUUUAGCUUCUCCAGUCGUCUCCCAUAAGGUAAGCUACUAAAUCUGCCGACUAGCUUAGUCGCUCUUCGUUGUACAUUCUCCAGUAGGGUGUAAUCUUUUUUCGUCCAGGGACACCAUGCCUGGACACAAUAUUCCAACAUUGGUCGAACGUAUGCGCCAAAUACUCGGCCGAAGAGUUCUUCAUCAAAAUUGACGAAGGAUCGUCUAAUCGCGUCUAGAAUACUCAUAGCUUUCUUUGAUACCUUGGUGCAGUGAGACGAUGGUUUGAGAGUUGACGUCAUCCACACACCGAGGUCUCUUAACUCGUUAACUGAUUCGAGUUGCUGACCUAUAAAGUACUGAGAUUCAAAUCUCAACGGCCUCCUGUUGCUCGAACGUAAUCGGAUAAGUUGGCAUUUGUUACGAUUGAGGCUAAGACACCACUCAUCACACCAUUUUUGCAAGCGAUUCAAAUUGUCUUGUAACCGUGCAGAGUCUUCCGGUUUCUCUAUUGAUUUUCGCAAUUUGAGAUCGUCGGUAAACAUUACGCGCUCGCAGUUCAGACAGUCCAGGCAGUCGUUCACAUAUAUUUAAAACAGGAUUGGACCCAGAACGCUUCCCUGCGGAACGACACUGUGCACGGAUGCCCAAUUCGAUUUAGCGUUUCCGAUAUACACAAGCUGAGAUCUGCCCGUAAGAAAAUCGGCUAGCCAUUUCGAAAGAUUUCCAUUCACACCCACUUGACGUAGUUUAAAUAUAAGUCGUCUGUGUAGAGCACUGUCAAAAGCCGUUUUGAAUUCAUUAUACGCGGCGUCGACUGAUAAGCCCAUGUCGACUGAUUUCGUCCAGCUCUCCAUGGAUACUAGGAGGUUAGUGAGACAGGAUCGACCCCUUCGAAAUCCAUGCUGAUGUAAACUGAACAAGUUGUUUUCUUCGAGGUGCCGCAUAAAUUCCGUUUUUGUUACUUUUUCCAUCAACUUCCAACAGAUGUUUGUGAGACUCACUGGUCUGAAACUAUUUGGGGCUGUUCUCUCGCCACCUUUAUAUAUUGGGUUUAUAUUUGCUUUUUUCCAGUCGGUAGGCAAAGCUCCGGUCUCCAUCGAAGUUCUGAAGAUCCUGGAUAGCGGAGAGGCUAGUUGGUCUGAGUUCAUUCAGGACAUUUGCGAACACGCCGUCCGGACCAGGGGAUUUAGUGGGUUGUAGUUGACUCAGAGUUUUCGUUACCGUGUCUGUUGUGAAGACGACCGUGCUUAUUUUAUUGCUUUAUUUGACAAUUAGGGGUAAACUCUUUCAUCAAAAGCCGGCUCCUAGGUAUGCACAGACGUGAAGAAGUCGGACAACAUAUUCGCCUUAUCUGACUUGUCAGACAACGUGUUGCCCUGGCGAUCCUUUAGGCAGGGAAUGCAGUCCCGGCUGCGUUUUGCCAUAUUCACGUAUCCAAAGAAUGUUUCUGAAUUUUGCGGGAUAUUUUUGAGUAGUUUUGACUUAAAGUGUGUCCGUUCCCUCCUCAACAUAUUCCGACAUACAUUCCUUUGUUUUUUGAAGUCAGUGAAAUGCUCUGGUUGCUGAUAUCUGGCGUAAUUUUUCCAAAGUCUCCUUUUUAAUUUAAGGUUCUUCUUUAUUUCUGACCUCACCCACUCCGGUCGGGAAGUGCGCAGAUUCCUCUAAAUUGGGCAACAGCUCUCUACUAAGUAUUGCAUUAUGUUCGUGAAGAAGAACUAAUCGCUUUCUGGGUCAGAUCCUUAUGCUGCAUUCCAGUUCACCUUCUGUAUCAGGUUUCUCAUUCGGGUAUAAUCACCUUUCCAUACAUUUCUUUCCUCGGCAGCUCGAAUUUCGGGUAUAGAAAAAUGACUAUACUAUCUGGAAACCAUCUAGCAUAUCUUCCGCAUCUUCUGUCUGCGCAUUUAACCAUGUUUCUGUUAAAGCUAUCAAGUCGAGUUGAAAAUGGGCCACGGUGAGUUUUACCUCAUCCAAUUUGUUGACUAAACUCUGCGCGUUUGUGUACACCAUUUUUAUGUUAUUCGGCUGUUUAGAUCUCUGGAACUUGUUUGCUGGUGCUUUGACUGAUAGUUAUUACGGCAUAUGUGACAUGGCGUACCAAGUCCACUAUCGAUUGUGAAUUUACUGAAGUUCGUCGGAACCGAGUGCCGGUGCUUUUACCGUCAACGUCACCGGAUGAUUCUACAAGAAGGAAGGCUCAAUUUUUACAAUUUGGUUGUUUGUCAUUUUCAGAUUCACUUGGUCACAACACCUCUCCGUCCUAUAUGUAAUCGUCGUUCAGCGGACGGACUGCGGUGCUGAUAAAUACUUUAUUUAUUGAUGACUUUAUUUCCGUUUAUCGAUAUGAAUAGGGAGCUCAAGGGCGAAAGCCUCAUUCCCUUAAUAAACUGACUUAAACUGACUUCAAGUUGCCCAAAUCCUUUCCAGCAUUAAUAACUUUAGUUAGUACGGUUAGGCAGCCAGCAAAACUGUCGUCCGCAUACAUGACAUGUGCCAUUGUUCUCAAGUAAUUUUUCGAGAGUACCUGGGUACGACGGAAGAUGUGACGGAAUAAAUAAACCGGAAAUAAAUAAAGAAGAAAAUAAAGAAAAUAAAUCAAUUGUGAGUUUUGCAGGUCCUGUAGAAUAAUUGAAAAAUAAGUGAUCUGGUGGAGAUUUUAUAAUUCCUGCGAAGGUGUCAGUGCAGCCCUUCGGAUAUGCAUCUACGAAUUGCGCGAACUGAGAAAAUGAUAACGUUAUGUUGCAGCGAUGUUCGCUAGAGCCUAAUAACAAAAGAUGCAGAAAGGAAUGGGGUCAAAGUUUCGAGGCAGGUUCAAUGUGUUCAUUCUAGGUAAAUUAACACCGCGACAUGGACGUACUAACGUCCUGUUUUGUGUGUUUUGGAGCUUUGAUGUCACCAUAAAAUGGAAGAAUCCCCGUUAUUCGGGACUAGGUGUGCUCGCCUUGUGAACUGUCGACAAUUUUCGAAGUCCAAAUUCGAAGUUCGGCAACAUGCAGCAUGUUUUGUUGGUCCAUUGAUAUCCAUUACCUCCAUCCUCCGCGCGAAGAUGACUGACUCAUGUUGGGGUACAACCAUUGACGCUCAUAGAGCACUUACUAAAAGACAACAGAUUUGGAAGUCCUGGUCUCUGGAUUAACCCGUUGUUUUUAACUAAGAGUGAUUUUGCUGCGUCAAACCUGAACCUCGAAAGCCGCCUUAUUUUAGAGGAAGCAUUGGUAAAGAGCCUCGUCAGGAGAUGUAACGUUCGCUUAUUGUAAUUCGUUUUAUGUAGCAGGAGCAAAUUAGAGUGCAAAUAUCAUCCUUAUGCUGUCCUCAUUGAAGAUGCGCACGCCGGGGACAUGGUUUGCUCACUGUGCGGCUUAGUUGUUGCAGACAGGUGGGUAAUAAAUAUGGAAUUCACAGCACGUAUGAAACCCGUCUGACCUUUGUACGUUUUAUUCUGUGCUAAUUUUCACUAAGAACUCAGUCGCAAGUUUUGUUUUUUCCUCCAGAAUUAUUGAUGUUGGAUCUGAAUGGCGAACAUUCUCAAAUGACGCCAAUGCGAAAGAUAACUCCCGAGUGGGCGCGGCGGAGAAUCCUCUUUUUGAAGGGAAAGAUCUUUCUACUAUGAUAAGCGCCCCGUCCAGAUCCGAUCCACGGCAUCUUGAUGAUCAAGGACGGCCUCUGUACCGAAAUAAGAGGAGUGUUUCUGGCCCAGAUAGAGCUCUGAUUACUGCAUUUAGAGAGAUAAGCCAGAUGGCUGAACGCCUGAAUCUACCGAAGACCAUAUCGGUGAGCGUUAAGUUAAUCUAGUAGCAUGGAUUCUCUGUUCUUGUGUUUUUUCUCAUUUUCUUCGUUCGUUAACCAUGUUCUUUGUUGCUGGGUCAGUACCAUUUGAACUCGUUAAAGGGGUUCCAAGACCAACAUUCCUUGUUUGUGGUCUCGAAACUGUUUUAUUUUUUUAAACCGUCCUUACUCUGAACGGUUUUGACGACCAAAACUACAUAGGACUUUUCUAAUUACGGCUUCCCCGGAAAUGCAACCUAUCUGUUUAUAUUUAGUCUUAUCUGCUUUACCAUUUUGGACCACCUACUGAGAUCGGUUGGCCUAACACAAAAUACAUUUUAGGACCGAGCCAAUCUACUGUUUAAACAAGUCUAUGAAACAAGAAAUCUGCGUGGCCGAAGUAACGAUGCCGUCUCAACUGCUUGUCUUUAUAUGGCCUGCCGGCAAGAGAAAGUCCCUCGCACAUUCAAAGGUGCCGUAUACCGCUUCCUAACAGUUUUCACUUUGCACCCCUUUUAGUUCCACGGACUAUUUAAUUUCACUUUGUUCGCUAACUUUAUGUUCUAUGACGCAAUGUGUUUUCAAGUUUCCCUAUGUUAAGUUUGCGUCCAGCAGUUCUGUCUUGCAUUUUGGUCGGUAAAGAAAUGUAUUUUUCAGGUUUCAGUCGGAUUCCCUGUUGUAAAAUAGUCUUUCCAAUUGCAUUUUCACUAUCCAGCAGUUUCUUAUUUGUCAUAUUAUCUUUUCAGAGGUAUGUGCCGUCUCAAAGGUCUCGAAGAAGGAAAUUGGCAAGGUUUUCAAGAAGAUCCUCAACAUUCUGGAAACCAACGUCCAAGCCGUCACAGUUGAUGAUUUUAUGUCCCGAUUUUGUGCAAACCUACAUCUUAACAUAACUGUGCAGCAAGUGGCAAACGUUGUUGCUCGGCGCGCCUUGAAUCUAAACCUGGUGUCAGGUCGAAGUCCGGUGUCCGUCGCCGCCGCUGCUAUAUACAUGGCAGCCUACGCCCUAGGUUGUCGCAAGGAAAAGCGAGGCGAGUACAUGUUCUUUUUCUGUCAUUUUUCUAUUCUUUUCUACGUAGGGAGGAAGUCAUACACCAAUUUUGUUUUUGAAAAACCUAGCAGUGUGCCCGCCAUCGUGGUUGCUAGGCCCAGAAGCAGUCCACAAGGGCUCGAUUCUGCGUAGGUCGGGACUUUGUGCGCCUCCCAUAAUCUUUCGUACACGCCUAACUAUUUAGAUCCCAGUUAAUAGAUGAUUCUCACAGCCAGUACGGAUAAGGUUAGCUUAAGUAAAGAUACCGUUCGCGUCAAGCCAAAUUUUCAUUUGAGUACUGCGACUCGCAAAUCUCUUGGGCGACCUAGAGUAGUGCAGGUUGUUCUUUUCAUUACACCUCGUCAUGCGCACUAGUGGGUAACUCAACUAUGAUUCGUCUUGAUACAACGUGCAUCUUGCUACCAUCAACAAGCUGUUCUGCUGGUCAAGAACAACUUCACGAAAUAGGUGCGCGACUCACUUUAGCGUAUUCUUCGUCGUAAAGAGGACCGCUUCGAAAACCUGCGUAAUUUCCCACGGGAAAUCGAUGACCAUCUCCCCUUAACGCGGCUUUCGCUUCACAGACAGAACUUUGACGCCAUCACUGGAGCCUGCGCCUUAAAAGGGCUACGAUUUUCCGAUAGGGAAAAAUUGCAUGAAUGUCUGCAAAUCCUCACCCUGCGAGUGCGGAAGAAAGACUGAUUAAUUGAUCUUGACGACCAAAACAAGCGAAUGGGGACAGACGGCGCCACCUGGGAGUGUGUUUAACCACCACGGAAUAAGUUAUCGCGGCAAACACAGACUUUUAUCACAGAUGACCCCUCCUUGCGUAAGCAACUUUUCGCCUCUCAAACCACAGAAAACCGUUCGCGUCACUGGUAUCUUCUGGACUACGUGCUCGUCAGGAGACGAGUUUGCAUUGACAGCCGAGUUGUGGCAGUAAAUGUUGAACCGCCCGAACGACUGUCCAUCCAAUCAUUAAGGCAGAUUCAGGAGCAAACAGUAUCAAGUAGGCUAGGCACGUCAACAGUAGGUCUGACUGAUUGCAGACCAAGCUUCAACAGCAAAAUAGACUCCAGUGCUGAAUAACUAGAAGUCCUCAGGAAAGAGGAUUUUGAAAACAAACAUUAGAAACAAAAGGACACCAUCCAUACUAUUGUCAUGGAAGCCCACUAGCGUCAGGAUCAGCUUGACGACAACAGAGGGGAAAUUCGGUUGUCUUCCUCUAUGCCGACUACAUGCAAUCACCGGACUUCCUCACAAAGUUACGCCAACUAUGGCAAACGGAAUAAAUUUUCUGCGAUCAUCACGGCGAUAUGCGGGCCCCAACUUACCAGGGAUGCUCUGCUGUUCAGUUUAGUUUGGACAAUUCAACUGUCGGGAAAACCACUGAUCUUGGAGCGCUAGGCUGAGCACUUAAACUCCCCCCCUCAGGUCGAAGUCAGUGCUAACCUAAACCGCUCUUCCAUCACUCUCCUUACCCUGAAGACGAUUAGAGCGUUGUAACAGAUGUUCAGCAGAAAGUCCGCGUAUGUCGACUUGAUUUUGACUGAAGUCCAAACUUACGGUGGUCUUCGGCCGUCAGACAAGCUGACAUCAUGGAAGUCCCAACAAGGAAAAAGAAACUAGAAGUAUGUGAUGAUUACAAUGAUGUCUCUUCCUCGGUAUCUACGGUUAGAUGUCCACCCACGUUGCCCUGAAUCGCUCGUGUAACAAGGUCGUCAAAAUGUUUGGAGUAAAGACUGCUUCGCAUGACGAGAGGGUAUAGUCGCAUGCAUCAAUUUUUUGCCCCUUGGCCCCUUGCAGUGAUCCAGAGAACGACUCACAUUCGUCCGGUAUUGAAGAUCGGGAAGCAUCCCAAAUGGUUUAGACCCACGAUUUGUGCGACUGAAAGAACCCUUACCACUCGUCUUUGUUUCGAUCUGCAGGAAAACCGCCUAAUUGUGCACAAUCGGCCCGACUUUAGGCCGAAGCGUAGUACCAUAAACUGUCACAAUCCACUAAUAUGGGUCUUCCAGAGGAGGCAAAUGCAUUGCACGUUAUUUAUGCCAAUGGACGUUCAUCGCUACCUGGUCAGACACGUUGUUAUGUAAGAUGAUAGAAAACGGUAUACCGUCUCACUUCGCUCUCCGAAACUAGCCUCCAACAGGACUAACUUCGCCACUUUCAUUGGAACAUAAAGUAGGAAGGUGAUCUCUAAACACAGCGUCCCGCGAGACGCUGCUUUCGCAGUUGCUCUUUCUGGUUUACCGCGGCACUGCAGAGAGGAGCACAGUAAUAAAGUCCUCUACCGUUCUCUUGCGGCAAUUUGGACACGUGGUAAGUCCCUACUAGGGGGCUCGAACGAAGCUAUGGACUACAACGAGCAUCCAGACCCGCCAGUGUCUCAGCUCCAAGGCCAAUCAAGGAUGUCCGUUUCCAUCCAGCAAUCGGGAUAAAUCGGUGGACGCCGGUCCAUUGUAGUAUCUUCGGCAUAACAGCAAGAAUAUUGCGCAGAAUUACGAGCUCGUUCAUCGGUUUCCGUCUGUGUACAGUACUGAGAAUACUACAACUCCCACGAUCCUUUUCUCCGCUUCAGACGAGGUUCAUUCUGCCACAUCUCCGACGUCAGACCGGGGCAUCGCCGCUUAUUGCUGUUCGAUUAAAUAAGGAUUUUAGUCGUUUUGAGCCAGUGCUAGUGAUCAGGUUUAAACGAAUACGCACUCUGGAUGAAUUCCGUCAGGUCCGCUGACUGUUGGGACACGCAUUCACUGCCACCAUUAUGGUCUGUCGUUAAUCCUGGCCUAUAGCAGUGAUCUGCUGGUAUCGCGUCCGGCAUAGUCGGACGGAGACCUGCAUUCAAGGACGUUGGUUGGGCUCGAUAGAGAGAGCCCGUAAAGCACAACGGAAGGAGUGAGUUACGUAAGAACGAUCGAUGAGCGUCCCGUACCACUGUAUAUUCCCGAUCGAAAACCGACAGGGCAGCGGGCUCGUGGCCCAGUGGUUAGAGGCCUCGAGUGUUCCACACUUUGGGGUUGGGUAUGACUGGCUGACGACGGGUAAUAAGCCAGAAAUGGCCAUUCCAGUCUCCCUUGUCUUUGUCGGUAAUAACAUUCUGUCUGUAUCAUGCGCCGCUGCGCCUCUGCUGGUUGGGCUCGAGAGAGAGCCCGUAAGGCACAUGGGAACGAGUGAGUUCCGUAAAAACGAUCGAUGAGCGCCCCGUACCAUUAGACGUUCAUUUUCCUGUUUUUUCGUGUGCCUGCUAGCCUCAAGUAUCAGUUUACGGGCCACUUCUUCUCGAAUAAUUGUUUACUGAAAUUCCCCAAACUGAUGUUCAACAGGAUUUAAAAUUGUAAGGGAUUUUAACUUUCUCCUUUCAGAAAUUGGAGAGGUGGCGGGCUGCGCCGAGGCUACGAUCACCUGCACCUACCGUGCUAUGCAUGCACGUGCGUCGGAGCUCUUUCCUGACGAUGUGCGCUUGGCAGUUCGACCGGAACAAUUUCAACUUUAG